Molecule: messenger RNA, 1698 nt
Organism: Linum trigynum
Lineage: Eukaryota; Viridiplantae; Streptophyta; Magnoliopsida; Malpighiales; Linaceae
Source: the annotation of a GenBank genome assembly
GAGUAAGAGGAAGGGGCAAGGUGUAAGGUGACGGAGUGUGUAGGGGGCGCUUUAGCUCUAUGCUAAAAAAGGGGGGCGCCUGAAUCCUAUGAUUGGCGGUGAGAAACAUGUUGAAGGAAUUGAGUGCAAAGGAUCCAAGCAUAACAAGGAAGGCGCAUGAAGAAAGACUUACUCGAUGUAGCCGGGGUUGCAGGGGCAUUCGUGGCGUCGCGAACAACGGGCGCCUGGGGUUGCGGUGGUGCAGAGGAAGUGGGAGGCGCCUCGGUUGGAGGGGGAGAAGAUCCGCGAUUUGGGGCAGACGCCUCGGUAGAAGGCGCAUUCGUGCUGAGGGGGAUUUGACGGGAGGAAGCCAUAGCAAGGCGAGGCGCGUGGGGAAGGAAAAGUUGCGAGCGAAGGAGAAGAGGGAAAACUAGAGAGAGGAGGUAGAGAGAGGAAAUCUGUGAAUUAUGUUGAAGGAGAGGGGGAAGAAAGAAAUUUAUAGGGCGAAGAGGGGCGAGCGAAGGAGAGAGAGGAAGGGGAGGCGAACAGACUUCUCCAAUCCACUCCCGAUUUUCGAAAUUUGAAUUUCAAAACGCGAGCGGAUUGGAGGGAGGGAAGAGAGUGGAAUCGCAAGGGACGCAGGGCACGGAAAAAGAGGCGGAAACCGGGCAAAAAGCAUGGAUAAAUAAUAAAGAAUAAAAAAAUGUAUAUAUAUAUUUUUAUAUAUAUAUAUAUAUAUAUAUAAAUAAAUAAGCAAGGAAUAACGAGGAAAGGAACGCGUGCGCACAUGGGCACAGGCGGAUGGUGGAGCAGGCGCAGGUCCGAGGAGGCGCAGGUCCAAGUAGGGGUGAAGAAAAAGAAGGGACACAGUCAGGCUCCUAACUUGGGGUGUUAGGCGCCUGACUGGGGGGCAAUUGUUGGGGGAACGAGCAUGGGCCAGCCCAGAAAGGAAAAGCCCAUAAUGAGUUAUUAUGGACCGGGGGCACGGGCCCAACCAAAGGGACAGAGAAAGCCCAUGAGGGCAGGAAUACUGGGCCGAAGGGCGCCCAGACUUGAGCCUGGGCGGCUGAAGACAGCAUGAGAGACAGGUGGGACCAGGCCCCUGGCGAAGGGCGUGUGAGACAAAAGCGAACAACGGUCGGAAGUGUACGAAAAGCUGAAGAGAUGAUGUCAUGCACCUUCGAUCUCUGACCAACGUGCCAGAUGGUCGAGGCGCAUGAGCCAGGGGUGUACGAUGCAUUUAUGGCGGGUCUGACACAGGGCGAGAGCGACGUGUACCGGUCGAUCUCGCCUCAGGUAUAAAUAGUCGAGUAGGUGAACCUCAUUUACUCAGUUUUGCUUCUCUAACUAGAACUUUUCCCACACUUCUCUCUCUAAAGAGUAGGUUCUUACUUGAGCGUCGGAGUGCUAACGGGCCAAUUCGGUCCGCUAGGUGCUUGUGUGGGUGCAGGAGAGUCAAGGCGCAAGAGGGCAGGUAAGGUAGGAGAGCUAGGCGCACGAAGGAGGUUCCCAGGCAUCAACAACGUUAUCGUUAAUAAUUUUGUAACUCUUUUCUUAGUUAAAAUACUAAAAUUUUGGAAUGUUGACCUUCGUAUGUUUGUACCAAGUCAGUAUCAUGUUGCCAAGUCAAUAUUACUAACAAAACUGCUAACUGGAAGUUAACAUUCGACUAAUUCUUAGUAUUUUGAUAGGUUUAGAUAAUAUAAAAGGUUCUAAAAA